Molecule: messenger RNA, 1242 nt
Organism: Symbiodinium pilosum
Lineage: Eukaryota; Dinophyceae; Suessiales; Symbiodiniaceae
Source: the annotation of a GenBank genome assembly
AUGUGGAUAGGGAAUUUGACCGAGGAGGAAGGGUGGCAAAAGCGCAUGAAGACAUAUUUUGAGGGCAUUUUCAGGAAGCAAGAUGGCCAAGAAGUCAGACAACAAGUCCAGGCCAUUUGGAGGAGAUUGGAGAGAAGAUGCAAGGAACAACCAUGGGAACCAUUUACGGCUGAGGAGCUGACAAGGCUGAUGUCGAAGUGGAAAGGGGGUAAAAGUACGGGGCCUGACGGGGUGUCCUUCGAAGCACUCAAGGCGGUGGCCCAAGACGAGUACUGGCAACAUGCCAUAUUGCAGGAAUUCAACGAUGCCCUGUAUAAAGGCAGACUCCCACCUGACAUUAAGGAAUCCGUGACGGUACUUAUCCCCAAAGAAGCAGCGCCUAGGCAGUGGAGUGCCACACGCCCCAUCACCCUGUCCACAAGCUGCCUCAAAUGGCAGUCCCAACUCAUCCUUGCGAGAACCACCAAGCACAUCCUCCAAGGGGCCGUCUGGCAGUAUGCCCAGCCCGGAAAGCAGCCGGCUGAGCUGAUUCUGUCUGUUCGCAAAGCAGUCCUCCACUUCCUGCCUGGGUGUAUUGUGGAGCAUGCACCAUGGCAAGAGCACGAGGGGAGGGGCGCACUGAAAGGCCCAACCUUGCAGGAGAUGGUCCGCCCGCCGGGUAAGAUUGCAGUUACGCUGUUGAUUCGCAGUUAUGGAAAAGUUGUGCAGCGAGGACAGGCAGCCGUGGUGAUGGCCAAGAGAGCUGUUACGGCAGUGGAUGUUCUCACGCAUGGGAAAGCCGCUGUCCUACAUGGGGCGAACCGCUUCGGCGCUACGUGGAUGUCAAGCGCUGCCUCAGCGGAUAUCGUCAUUCCUGGACAUACGGACUAUGCCAGAAUUCAGUACAUGAAGAGCAAAAACCGCCCCACUGCAGAACGCAGGCUUCUCAUGACUUUCCACGGAAGAGCUCCAGGUGCGCAUGACGCGUAUGAGGAGUGUUGGGUCAGAGGGGCACUGAUGAAGCUGGGUGAUGCCGCUGGUCUGGACUCAGGUGUGGACAUAGGUGGUUUUGUCACCGACUACCUCGAAAGAAAGGGCGACAGCCACUUCUGCUUAGUUCCUGCAGGCACCAGUCCCUGGACCAACCACCUUUAUGAGAGUUUCCAUGCCGGCUGCGUGCCUGUCAUCCUCAGUCACUUGGUGAGUAUAAAUACGCUGCGUACGUAUGAAGUCUUGUCCAAGAUCUUGGGCAUGCAGGCAUAA